UUUUUCAGCCACGCAAAAUGCGAUGGAACGUCGAAACUAUCGACCAUAUCUUCGACAAAAUGGGACAGAUUCUGUUGACAAAUUUUUAAAAAAUAUUAAUUCCUCCACUAAUCAUAAUGAAAGAUACACUUCAAAAUUCCCUACGGAUGGUUUGGAAGGCGCUGGAACUUCAACAUAUCCUUCAUACUCCACUUAUGUUGGGCAAUACUCUCCAUCAUUACGGAAUACAGCAUCAAGUUCUGCUGCUCCAGGCAACUAUUCAAACCGUUAUGAUGCUGAAAGGAGACGCCCGUCCGGGGUUCCAUUGUAUAAUUUGGCGAAAAAUUCAACAUACAAUGCCGAGAAUUAUGGUGCUAAUGGGAGCAGUCGUUUUGCUCAAGGCGGGUACAAUGACUAUGGUUCGCAGCGGACAGGCUCAAUUCCCACGGUGCGAGAUGGGGCAAAAAAACACAAGUCGGCCUUAAAAUCAUUACGUUCUUUCUUUAAGAGGCACCUGAUUGGAGGGAGCAGAGGCAGAAGGGAUCUGUCGGCUACACCUAUAAACACUCGAUUCUCUUCUACACAAAAUGUCAACGGUCAUCUUCCUUAUGCUGCACCAACCACCCAUCGGCGUUCAUCAUCCUCAUCUAUUGGAUUUAUCAACGAGAAUCGGCCACAACAAUCCUCUUCAGCAUUUAAUUCUUCCAGAGAUUCCAUUGUUAAACGUUCCUCUACUGUUUUACCUUUUAAUAAUGUUGAUUAUUCGCGUCCCUCAACUGUUGAUUCUAUUGAUUCAUCAAUAAAAGACGUGCAAAGAAGAACGGGAGACAUUUCCUUAUCAAAAACUGAUAUUACCAAACGUCCUCCUUUACCUUCUACUACAAAAUUUACACCUAAUAAACAUACUUCAGUGCCUAUACCAGAUACUUCCAAUGCUAUUUUUGAUAGACAAUUAGCUCAAAAAAGACCUACUAUUACUCCCGAUGAAAGAUCACCAACAACAAUUUGUGAUAGAAGCCCAAAAACAAUUAUUCCGUGCUUGAGAGGUCUUUUAAAUCACGGGAAUACUUGUUAUUUCUCUGCCAUCAUCCAGAGCCUUGCAGCUUGUGAGCGAUUUGCUGAAUUUCUUAUUUGUAAUGAUUCUGAAUUUUCUGAUCUUGCAACUAGAGAUGAUGAGGAUGGUCUCUAUAAAUCAUUCGUCUCCACACUUCGCUGUCUUUGGUUUAACAAUCCCAAUGCUGACUCUUUUUGCUUGAAAACUCUUAGAUUUAUUGGACAAGCGAAUCCGCUGUUUAUUAUUUCUCAUCAGCAGACAUAUAAAUCUGAAGAAGAGUUGGCCAGUGAUGCAUUAGAGAAAAUUAGUGGUUCUCACGAAUCUACAGUUAUGGAUUUGUUUAGGGGGCAAUUCCGAACUGCACUGAAAUGUACUAAUCCGGGUUGUGGUUUUACCAAUUUGUCGUUUGAGCCAUAUCUUUGUAUUUCGUUAAGUGUUCCAUUGGCAAAAAAACUUCACCAUUAUUCUGUACUUCUUUUCUCCUUCCACCCAACUCGCGAGAUCAUUCGUUUUUAUUUCGCCGUUCCGGAAGCGUCUUUGAAUGUUAGGCAUUUUAAAAAUAAAAUAAUGGAACGUAUGAAUGGCUCAUCAGAUGAAACGGUAUCCUGUUGCGUUGAGCCAAAUGGUUUAAUUCAAUUGCUUGAUGACGAUUUUGUAAUUUGUUUUGAUAACCGUCAAUUUGGGGAACUCAAUAUUCUUGAAAUUCCAAAAAUUCUUCCAACACAUAAAAAUGAUGAUACAAUUGUUUGUAUAGUUGUUUUUGUUAUGGGAACCUUGCCAAACUGUGAACGCAAUUUUUUAUUACAAAAAUGUGAACGUCUUCUUCCUCGUCAUUUCUCUAUUUUGCCGCAAGACUAUAAUAUUUUUGUUCAGAGUCGUGAUAAUUCAUUGCAAAUUCUUCAUCCUCAAACGAAGAAACCAUUAUUUAAUGAUUUUGUGGAAAGAAUUUUAAAUGACAUUGACAAUCCUAAAAAAGUUUUGCGAAUAGUUAUUGAAUGGGAUUUGUCUUUGAAACAACGAUUUUUGUCUUAUGUUGUGCCUGAGCCCAUCCUUAAUGAUUAUUCUUUUUAUCGUAAGGUGGAGAGUUCUGAUUAUGAUUCUAAACAAUCUACAAUUUCGCUAACAAAUUUGCUUGAUCAAUUCGUCGGAUGUGAAUCUAUACGUGAUUGGACAUGCCCAAAUUGUGCAAAAUCGCCAGGAUCCAUGGAACUUCGUUUCCAUUCAUUGCCCGAUGUACUUGUUUUCCAUCUCAAGCGUUUUGAAUUGAAUAAAAAAGGAGGAAAUAAGACAUUUAAUUAUGUUGAAAAGAAUUCAAUGAUUUAUGAUUUGGCUGGUGUAAUUUAUCAUUAUGGAGAGAGGACUAAUUCUGGGCAUUACACUGCUGCUACACUAAAUCCUGUUGAUGGGAAAUGGCGAAUAUUUGACGAUUCUCGCGUUUCGACCCUUGCUGAAUCUGUUACCGGAUCAAAUGAACUUGAAAUUUCUUCUCGUUCUUAUUUACUUUUCUACCAACGACAACCUUAUUUGCAACGAAAGUUAACUUGGUUUCCUCAAAAUGUUCCAGAGCAUAUUAUAAAAAAAUACCAAAAAAAGGAGUAUGCCGAAAAUGUUGAUCGUUCUUAUGCAAAUGGAAACUCGAUAUUUUAUAAAGACAACAGUGAUCCAACAUUAAAAGAAAGCUAUCUAAAAUCGCCAACAAAGUCUUUAACGCAAGAGAGAACAAUUCCAAUUAUAAGAGAAACACGUGCAGGUCCAGCGGUUGGAUAUGUCCCUGAAUUUACAUCAUCCUAUACUAACCGUAACUUCUAG
Meloidogyne enterolobii is the source of this 2842-nucleotide messenger RNA. Lineage: Eukaryota; Metazoa; Nematoda; Chromadorea; Rhabditida; Meloidogynidae. The record is from the annotation of a GenBank genome assembly.